This is a messenger RNA of Cherax quadricarinatus, 2424 nucleotides long. Its product is annotated as glutamate receptor 3-like. Lineage: Eukaryota; Metazoa; Arthropoda; Malacostraca; Decapoda; Parastacidae. Gene Ontology annotation, molecular function: ligand-gated monoatomic ion channel activity. The record is from RefSeq and is a predicted model, not a curated record. Gene Ontology annotation, cellular component: membrane.
UCCUCACCUAGUGAGACAUGGUGAGUGAUUAUUAUUUUUUUGGCGUAGGUUAUUGCCACAUGUUCUUAGUCUAUCAACUAUUGGGAUUAAAUUAUUUUAUGUAUGGCAGUAAAUAGAAAUAUGAUAAAUAGUGCUGCUCAAUAAACUAGUCCCUCUGUUCCAAAUCAACAAUUUUAGUUACGUAUUUGAUGCCGAAGCUAACAUUUAAUGUUACAUACUGGUCACAUGUAGCUAAUUGACUCACUCCUGGUCCUCAGGUGCUGCAGGAGGGAUGAUGACUUUUUACAAUGUGGUGGUGGUGGCGACUGUGAUGGCAAUAGUGGGGGUGACUGUACUGGUGAUGGGGGCGCAAGUAAGAGUUCAGGUAAAAGGAAAGGGCGUCCCCACACGGAAGCAACCCUCCCAUACUAAUGCGCGACUCCUGCUGCGUGCCUGGAGCCGUGUCUUGAAGAACCGUCAGGCUGUUACGGAUCCGUUGCCCUUAGCGCUGGCUGACGUAGUGAAGGACUUAGGAGGUGGCGAAGGUGGUCCUUGUCACGUCCUACUCUACUACGACAGCACGACGGUACCUCCGGAGGAUUUAGCUGUCUUUCGCUCCUCCCUCAGCGUCCCCAUCACCUUGAUAGAUGUGAGUAAACUCACCUUCACUCUCAUCACUAAAGUCCGACGUCGAGUGCCUCUCCUUGAGCUCCUCUCGUUCCAGGCAGACAAUAGGUGCCGGCUGCUGGUGGCCUGGUCCUCGAGCAAUUACCAGCGCGGCCUCAUGCUGAUGGCUCAGGCAGAACCUGUCGUAUUGGGGCUUAGAGGCACACUUGUUUUGCCCGUCACUGACAACAGCCUCGACCGCUUCAUCCCACAGCUGCGACGUCGCAUUCUUGUGAAGCGACAAACGUUCCGCAAGAAACAAGGGACGAGUGAAGCAAGGUUUCUCGUCGAGGGAACUUGCGAAAUAUGCCAGCGGUACUACUCGACUCGUCUGGGGGAUUGGCGGUACCCUGAUGGGUGGAAGUGGGGAAGAGCCACGCCCUAUGGACACGUGUUGCCUGGUGCGAACCUGACUGUGGUUUACACGCCUUCUGUUCCUAAUAUCUUCCCCAUGAAGGGAGAUGGUGCUCUACUGUUAGAGGGCAUCGAGAUGCGGCUGUUAGAGUAUAUAGCAAAAGCUCUUAGAUUCAGCUAUCGUUUAGUUGUGCCCAGUGAUGGUGAAUGGGGAAGACCUGUGAACGGGACAUGGACUGGGAAGGUGGGGGAAGUAGUAACAGGACGGGCGGAUAUAGCAAUGGGAGGUCUAGUGUACACUGAUGAACGAGCAGCUGUUGUUGAAUAUUCCCUCUUGUUUCUUAACGAGGUGUGGGGCAUCGUGUGUCCUCUCCCUGUACGUCUGCCAGUUUGGCCUUAUAUCAUGUUCCCCUUCAGAACUGAAUCGGCGCCUUCAGUGUUCGCCUUGUUUGUGGUUUUUAACGUGAUGGCCUACUUAGUGGGAACAGUAGUGGCAAUACAAGCACCUCAAGGUCCCAGGGACCCGUGGGCAGAAUCUGUAGUCAGAGUUAUACACGUUGGAGUGUCUCUGUACCUCCGACUCAUGGCCUGCCUGUACUUCUGGAAUAUAUAUUACUGUCUCAUAAAACCUAAGUAUGAACCCCCGGUGGAUUCCUCGACGGAGCUACUUCAGUCAGGGUACGACUGGGGCGUCGUAUCUGGCACCACAGUACCCAGAAUCCUCACUUCUUCACAACACAGUGUUCACUGGGAUCUCAAUCUCAGAGCUAAGCCACUCCCAACAAUCACCGAAGGAUUCCAGCGCCUUCGCAAAGAAAACUUAUGCCUGGUGGGGGUGCCAAAGAGGUUCGCCCUCGCCACUAUCGCCAUGCGACAUUCUACUAAGUGCGGGGAGCCUGGUUUGCAGGUCAGCUCAGAGGACCUCAACUCUGUCCUUAGUGGAUGGGUGCUGCCUCGGGGCUCACCCCUUACCUCCUACAUUAAUGACAUCAUCUUACGGCUUCAGAGCUUCGGUCUGUUGGAACACUGGAAGAAGAAGAUGCACGAACUUCUAAUCACCCGCGCCCCGAGAGACCUGCCAUGUCUCAACCCUCCUCCUUCAUCUCUCACUAUACUGGAUCUACGCCUCACGCUCUUUAUACUGCUGGGUGGGUGGUGUCUGGCCCUCCUGGUGUUCGUAGGUGAACACUUAGUCAGUGUUUUCAUCAAGUGUGAUAUCAUGACGGUGACGGAGCGGAGCACGGAAAUGAUGUUAGGAAGUCAAACAGCACGUAACAACGAGAGACGUGAUGGUCUAAGUGAUUGGCUCAGUGUGCUUCUGUCUCCAGUACCUUCAAUUAAUAUCAGUGUUAAAGAAGCAGUUUUUCGAAGACAACUGGAUGCCAUUCUUAGGGAUAACUGGGGUCUUGAUAUAAGAUGAGAGAG